This is a messenger RNA of Echinococcus granulosus, 1197 nucleotides long. Its product is annotated as mRNA cap guanine-N7 methyltransferase. The record is from RefSeq and is a predicted model, not a curated record. Gene Ontology annotation, cellular component: nucleus. Bases 1 to 1197 code for a protein of 398 amino acids. Gene Ontology annotation, biological process: 7-methylguanosine mRNA capping. Lineage: Eukaryota; Metazoa; Platyhelminthes; Cestoda; Cyclophyllidea; Taeniidae. Gene Ontology annotation, molecular function: mRNA 5'-cap (guanine-N7-)-methyltransferase activity. The transcript has 2 exons.
AUGGAUGACAUUGGAAGUGGUACUUCACCAAAAUUCGAUAAAUCACCCAACGAAUCUGAUGGCUUCAAUUGUGUCAAAGGAUUCUAUGAUGCAGCUGCGAAAGAUAAAACGAACUGCUCCCUUCUUCAAAGAAGAAGAUCACGAAUUUACUAUAUGCGCAACUUGAGUAACUGGAUAAAAGGCACUUUGAUCUCACGGUACCUUGACCUUGUUUAUGAAAAAAAACAAGGGAACCGAGUGAAUAUCUUAGACCUCUGUUGUGGUAAAGGUGGGGACCAAAAGAAGUGGCAAGUGGGUUGUGUGGAUCACGUUACCUUUGUGGAUAUAUCGGCUGCAUCUAUUGAUAUUUGUAAAGAAAGAUACAAUUCUUUAAAAUGUGGAAAUUAUCGUGGACGUAUCUUUUCUGCGGAUUUUAUAGUGCAUGACUGCACUGCUCCGCUUGACUUGAAAAGGUUAUAUAGCGUGGUGAGCUGUCAAUUUGCACUUCACUACGCCUUUGAAAGUAUUGAUAAGGCUCGUACUAUGCUUCAAAACAGCAGUCAAGCCUUGGAAGAAGGUGGAUACUUCCUUGUCACUGUACCCAACGCGUAUGAAAUCCUAAGGCGAUUGAACCAGAGCAAAGACAGACGGUCCUUUGGGAACUCCGUUUACUCCAUUACCUUCGACGAACUUUACACCACCCACCACCCUCCACCCCUCUUUAAAGCACGCUACCAUUUCCAGUUGGAAGGUGUGGUCGAUUGUCCUGAACAUUUAGUCUACCCUCCCCUCCUGAUUGCCAUGGCGAAGGAAGUGAGUUUAGAGUGCAUCGAGGGUCCCCUGCCCUUCGCUGCAUUCAUGCGCAGGACCGCGCAGGAUCGUCCAAUGAAUAUGCACCUCCUGCGCACUAUGGACGCCUUGGAGAUGUGGCCAUCAACGCAUCUUUCGAGACACUCUUUGCCCUUGCCCUCAUCGCCCAAACGUGGCAGCGGUCAUCACGAUCGUAGCAGGAGUCCCAUAGAUCGGUGCGGAAGUACCGCAGGGUGGAGGUCAGGAGAGGAGUCCUCUGUAGCCGCGAGUGAGGUCGACGCUUACGCCCACGUGGAAAGGAGACGGUACUCCCUACAUCUACCUGUCGGCACCAUAUCCAAACAGGAGUGGGAAGCUUUUUGUACAUACUGUGUCUUUGUGUUUAAAAAGGUGGUACCCAAUAGGUAA